This is a messenger RNA of Eucalyptus grandis, 1222 nucleotides long. RefSeq names its product reticulon-like protein B22. The record is from RefSeq and is a predicted model, not a curated record. The transcript is spliced from 4 exons. Lineage: Eukaryota; Viridiplantae; Streptophyta; Magnoliopsida; Myrtales; Myrtaceae. The coding region runs from base 418 to 906 and encodes 162 amino acids.
ACGGAUCAGAACAGGCUCGCGAACGGGAAAAUAGGGGCGCUCUUGGUUCCUCCGCGGCCGUCGUCUCCGCCGGUGAGUUCCUCCCUCUCCCUCUCUCUCUCUCUCGAAUCUUCUAUUGAAGCUUUCUUCGCGGGAGCAUCGUCUUCUUCCUCCGCCGUCUCAAAGUCCUGUUUCGAUCCGCGACGGCUAUUUUCCUGACCGCCGAUUCUGUCGACUCCGCCGCCGCCGCCGUCGCCGUCGCCGUCGCGGACGGCUUCCGAUCGCCCCGCGGGACGGGGAUUGUGGCUCGUGAGUCCGAAUUGAUCGCGUCGUUUUCUAUGUUCGGCAAAACGUUGACGAGCAGCAGUUAAUCGCGUCCGGUCAACAGUGCGACGGUAGAAGAACCGAAAAAGGAGGAGGGAGGCAUGUGAGGAAAGGAUGAGGAACGAGAUAGGGAAGCCGUUGAUCGUGUUGAUAUGCGGGAGCCUGGUGUACUACCACUGCGCCUACCGGAACUCGAGCCUCCUCUCCCUCCUCUCCGACGUCCUCAUCGUGCUGCUCUGCUCUCUCGCCAUCCUCGGCCUCCUUUUCCGCCAGCUCAACAUCUCGGUGCCGGUGGACCCGCUGGAGUGGCAGAUAUCGCAGGACACGGCCAACAGCAUCGUCGCCUGCCUCGCCAACACGGUCGGAGCCACCGAGUCCGUUCUCAGGGUUGCCGCCACUGGCCAUGACAAGCGCUUGUUCGUUAAGGUGAUCGUUUGCCUUUACGUUUUGUCUGCUUUGGGGAGAUUUCUCUCCGGCGUCACUGUUGCUUAUGUCGGAUUAUGCUUGUUUUGUCUUUACAUGUUCGCCGAAAGCUCGCCCUUGAUCAGCACUUUCAUUGCCCGAUUCUGGAGAAGUGGUUCUGCUGAGCAGGAUAGCACUUAGCCAUUAAACCUUCUCGACCUAUAUCCAAUUCUUGUUGUACCCACUUCUUGGAGCCUUAGUUUGUGACUGUACAUGUGACUUUUUCCCUUCGGAGUGAGUGAAUACUGUUUUCUCGGCUAAUACACAUGAAACUUUUAGGCGCAAUUUUAUGUUUGGUCAUGAGUGCAACCAAUCGAUGCUAGUUUGAAGAGAAAUUGUCAGCCUUUUGGAUUCAUAUAUAUAAACUAGUUCUCUCCCUGUGAACUUUAUGUUCUUUACGUUGAUAUAAAAGAGGGAACGUAUGACCCUAGAUAUGACACCCCAGGUGGGGAGUUCA